Molecule: messenger RNA, 1035 nt
Organism: Talaromyces amestolkiae
Lineage: Eukaryota; Fungi; Ascomycota; Eurotiomycetes; Eurotiales; Trichocomaceae
Exons: 6
Coding region: 1-1035 (344 amino acids)
Source: RefSeq, a predicted model, not a curated record
AUGGCAACCUCGAUCGCUGCAAAGAGUGCAGACAGAGGGCCUGCCAUUAUGGGAAUCUUAUGGACCGAAUCCGCCAUUUCACUGAUCAUUACGGCUUUACGAUUCUAUGCCCGGGGGAUGAUUCGCAAAAUUGGCUGGGACGAUUGGCUAAUGUUCUUGACAACAGCUUUGUUCGUAUCGUGUACAGGCUUGGUGACUGUCCAGGCCAGCGUGGGCGGUUAUCGCCACGAGCAGUUCUUGUCUACAGAAAACGCUAUCUAUGCCCUCAAAAUAAAUUUCAUCUUGAGAGGUGUCGAUAUCUUAGCUUAUGCUACAGGGAAAGCCUCUAUUGGGGCCCUCAUCCUCCGCAUCAUCGGGCAUCAGAACAGAUGGCAAAGGAUUGUAUGCCGUCCAGUAAGCGCGAACUGGGACCGAUCGGGGUCAUUCAAGUGUUGGCCAGCGAAGGCACAGCUUGAUUUUGCAUAUUUCAUGUCAGCCGAGAACGUCGUCGCCGACGUAAUCCUGGCUAUAAUCCCAGCCACCUUCCUAUCUAGACUGAGAUCCAAUAUACGACGACGAAUUUCGUUAUCUAUUUUACUGGGAUUAGGUUCGAUGGCAUCCGUUUGUGGCAUCGUCAAGAUGACCCAGCUCAAUUCCCUUAGCGGAGUUAGUGACGACUUUACAUGGGGUGAAUAUGGCCUUACUGUGUGGGGAGUCUCAGAAAUUUUCGUCAUCAUCGUGACAGGUUGCAUCCCAACCCUCAAACCGAUCUAUGAUCAAUGUUUUUCCAAAGGCAAAAGCAAAGACAAAAGCUUCCAGUUGUCCGAGACAGGAAAAACAAAUUACAGGACGGUUGCGCUAGAUGGUUACAUCAAUUUACCCGAGGGUAAUAACACCAGUGUCAAAUUGAUGCCCCUCCCAAAAAGUACCACCCCUGCAGGAUCACCAACACCUUUUGCUGGCUAUGUUGACGAGGAUACGCGCCACCCUACUGCUUCGAUAGAUCAACUUCGGCCGACGGCCCCGAGCCCGGUCACUCAUGCAUAUGUAGCGUAA